Thlaspi arvense is the source of this 1355-nucleotide messenger RNA. Lineage: Eukaryota; Viridiplantae; Streptophyta; Magnoliopsida; Brassicales; Brassicaceae. The record is from the annotation of a GenBank genome assembly.
CAAUAUAUCUUAAUACCGAUUUCCAACACAAUUUCAACUCAACACUUCUUCUACCGAUCCGACCACCUGACAUGGAAAUCACUAUCCUAUACACGCUUCUCACUGUUCUCUUCCUGGCCGCCGCUUUCAAGUUUCUUUCAGCGGCUAGAUCUCAACGCCGUAAAAACCUCCCUCCCAGCCCACCGGCUUUGCCGUUCAUCGGUCACUUGCACCUCGUGAAGCACCCCGUCCACAGAUCCCUCCAUGGGCUCGCCCAGAAACUCGGUCCGGUGUUCUCGCUCCGGUUUGGCUCGCGCCCCGUCGUGUAUUUCAGCUACAACCACACUGGCAUAGGAGCCUCCCCCUACGGUGAUCACUGGCGCAACCUCCGCCGACUCAUGGCCAUUGAGAUUUUCUCGACGAGCCGGCUUAACGCUUUCCUUUCGGUCCGGCGUGACGAAAUCAGGUUCUUGCUCCGGAGCCUUAAUGCAAUCUCCUCUAAUGGAUUCGCCCGAGUGGAGCUGAAGUCCAAGCUCAACGAGCUCACUUUCAACAACAUCAUGAGAAUGAUAGCCGGGAAGAGAUACUACGGCGACGAACUGGAGAACGCCGAGGAGGCCGAGGUGUUUCGAAAGCUAGUGACUCAGGUGUUUGCCUUUGGCGGCGCAUCAAACCCCAAUGACUUCUUGCCAAAUGUGGGGAGAAUUCACAAGAAGAUAGAUGGGUUCUUGCAGGGCUUAAUUGAUGAACACCGGAGGGAUAAGAAGAACUCCAUGAUCGAUCAUUUGCUUUCUUGCAAGAAACACAACCGGAGUAUUACACUGAUCAAAUCAUCAGGGGCUCAUAAUGCGGGAACUGACACGUCAGCAGUGACGAUGGAGUGGGCAAUGUCCCUCCUUGUGAACCACCCUGAGAGAGAAAUAGAUUCCCAUGUGGGCCAAGACCGUCUAGUUGAUGAACUUGAUCUCUCCAAUCUCCACUACCUUCACGCAAUCAUCUCCGAGACCUUCCGGUUAUUUCCCGCAGCACCAUUGUUGGUGCCACAUAUGCCAUCGGAAGACUGCACAAUCGGGGGAUACGACGUGCCACGUGGUAGCAUCUUGUUGGUCAAUGCAUGGUCAAUUCACAGGGACCCUAAUGUUUGGGACGACCCCACUAGCUUUAAGCCUGAGAGGUUUGAAGGAGGGCCUGUCCAGGGCUGGACUGGCGCAACGUAUUGUGGGCUUUGGCCUGGCAUCAUUGAUCCAGUGUUUCGAGUGGGAGAGGUAAGUGAAAAUCCCGUUGAUUUCAAAGAAGGAAAAGGAACAACCAUGCCCAAGCUUGAGCCACUGGAAGUCAUGUGCAAGGCACGCUCCAUAAUGAACAAGGUUAUAGUU